Molecule: messenger RNA, 886 nt
Organism: Colias croceus (clouded yellow)
Lineage: Eukaryota; Metazoa; Arthropoda; Insecta; Lepidoptera; Pieridae
Product: ommochrome-binding protein-like
Exons: 1
Coding region: 125-841 (238 amino acids)
Molecular function (GO): protein binding
Source: RefSeq, a predicted model, not a curated record
AUCUGCUACGCUAGGUAAUUUAUUACAUUUAAAACUAUGCAGGAGAAUUAAUUUUAAACACAUCUUAUUCCAAAUAAUUUUAUAACAAUGCCUAAAUUGUAUAACAACGCAUAAUGUAUCCAGUAUGAAACAGGUAAUUCUAGAAGACGUUAAUUUACCGUACAAAUUCUCGAUAGACAGAAAUAAAAAUAAGUUAUUCUUUUGUAUCAAUGCUGACGAGUUUUCGGAUCAAAGCUUCCAUUCUGUAGUUUUAGAUUUGGAUACAGGCUUUGCAACGGUGAUACCAAGUAUUCGAAAUGGUUUUGCAAGUGCUGUUGAUAACGACAGUGUUAUUGUGUAUCUCGGAGGUAGUGAUGGAAUUUACAAAUACAACUAUUCCUUAAACGAUAUUGAAAAACCUGCCAUACUCAGAGAAAUAGAUGUCUUUGAUAUGCAAUUCAAAAAUAAUUUGUACUUUGUUGAUACAGCUAAUUUGGAUUUGUACAAGUUAAAAAACGAAAAAAGAGUCUUUGUAACUGCUAUUGAAGAAUAUGGGAUACAGCAUUUUACUUUCGAUGGGGAUGGGGAACUUAUACUAUCUAACUCAAUGGGAUUAUAUCGUUUGGGUGAAGAAGAUUACGAGCCAGUUUGGUUUACAAACUCAGUCGCCAAUAUUCGUGGUCUAGCUACUGAUGUGAAGGGAGUCCCACACGUGAUUGCUCAAGAUGGAAUCUAUUCGGUUGAUCAUAAAAAUGAAACAGUCAUAAAAAUAUUGUCGCUGCAAGACGGUUAUGGCCUUGAUUUCGAUAAAGAUAAUAAUAUAGUUUACAGCGAUGGACGGACAGUGGUUCGGCUCAAAUGAAUUGUAGAUCAAAAUCAAUAGUAAUUAUUAAAGAAAUACAAAGCA